AGUUUUAUGUUAUCUGAUAUUUAUCUGUGUGUGAUGAAGGUCAGGUCGAGAUAAAACGUUUCAUAUAUCCUCGGAUGUAACAACAUCAACAGACCGUUACUGCUCGGAGUGUUCCUAAACGUUCAGAAAAAUGGCGAAGGUCGUGAAUUUCGUGCUGCUGCUUUGUUUAGCAUCAGGAACAGCCGACGAAGAGGUGUUGUCCAGAAAGAAGCGGAUAAUCGGGGGCUCAGUUGCCGCGCGUGGUCAGUGGCCGUGGUUGGUCAGUCUUCACGGAAAGUUCGUCACAGAGCGGAUACCUAUUUUAGGAAUUCCUAUAGCUUUCCGGCAUAAAUUCUGUGGCGGGUCUAUUCUGAACGAUCGCUGGCUACUCACCGCUGCCCACUGCUUCGACGGACCCCAGGGUCAGAUCGCAGACAGAUGGGAGGCUCGAUUGGCGGCCACGUCACUGCGGGAUAAUAUUAUAGACACAUUGCGGAAUAUUCUAGCCCAUAUUGUGGAUAGAGAUGAGUGGCGCACGUGGGAAAUAGAUGCCGACAGAAUCGUUAUCCAUCCCCGAUAUAACGCAUCAGAUUACUGGGCGAAUGAUAUCGCCCUGGUACGCAUUGAAGAGCCUGUCCCCUCGGGCCGUCAGUUUUCCCGUAUAAUGAGUAUCAAUCUUCCUACCUAUGCCAACUACUCAUUCCCGGCCGUGGGGAUGGCUUGUACCAUGAAGGGCUGGGGAUGUACAUCCGGGGGGGGACUUGUGUCUAAUCGAGCAAACUCCAUUGUACUUCCGGUGUAUGACAAUGCCCACUGCUCCAUCUUGCAGCGAGCCUCCAACAAACACAACCGUAUCUGUGCUGGUUAUGUUAACUCCAACAUGGGCAUUUGUCCGGGUGACAGCGGUGGGCCACUUUCCUGUAUGAAUGACAGAGGAGAAUGGAUCCAGGUAGGCGUGGCCUCAUUCGCGAGCGUGAACCGUCCUGGAGAUUAUCCCGGUGUCUUUACACGUGUGUCUUCAUACGUCAACUGGAUAAACAGUGUCAUCAACUAAAAUAUCGUACAAGAUUUUUCUUACAGAGAAUACUUGCAAAACAUCGAUAAUUUGUUCUUGGAAUCUUCCAUUUAACUUAUAUGUAUAGAAAAUUGAAAUUACACGUGUUGUUUUGUCAUUACAUGUUUAUUAAAUGUUGA
This is a messenger RNA of Mizuhopecten yessoensis (Yesso scallop), 1173 nucleotides long. RefSeq names its product chymotrypsin-like elastase family member 2A. The record is from RefSeq and is a predicted model, not a curated record. Bases 131 to 1033 code for a protein of 300 amino acids. Gene Ontology annotation, molecular function: serine-type endopeptidase activity. Gene Ontology annotation, biological process: proteolysis. NCBI's taxonomy places the organism in Eukaryota, Metazoa, Mollusca, Bivalvia, Pectinida, Pectinidae. The transcript is spliced from 8 exons.